AUGCUUCCUGAUCACCUCAACGGAUCCUUCAAGCGAUACAAGAAGGAUACAGACUACUUCGUUACAUGGCUGGCUGUGACUGCGGGAAGCUCCGGUUUUCAUCUUCAAGAGAACCCCGAUACGUCCGACUCUCCUCAGCCAGCCGCUCGUCAAGGCCCACGGCUGAAGGGAAAGGCUAGAAAAGAAGCCCGUGAACGGGAGAAAUCGGAACCCCACAGAUCUUCACAGAAGCUCACCACGCACCAGCUCAUGGAGUGCGCGAAACAUAUUGCAUCUACGAAGUCAUCGCCAUCCCAUGUACCCCGUUCUGUGUAUGAGGCGUUAUCGAAUGCCCUGGUUGCUCGCGUGGAGUGCUCUACCUGGUUCAAACUGCAAGAAAAGUGUUCGGGUAAUGCAGACCUCCAAAGAAGCAACGAUACGCACAGCCACUUCAACACGACGUUAGAAACUGUACGUAAGCUGCUUCAGCCGUUUGUCCAGCGUCCACCCAAGUCACAAAGCGCCACAAAGUCUGUAUCAGCUGCUGCGCCGGGGUCUACGAAUACCUUUGGGGUGCUCGAACGGACAGAUGUGUCGGACAAGGACGAGGACGAUCAAGAAGAGAUCUCACCAGCACCCAAACCAACGUCAAAUUCCAAGAACCUUCCCGAGGAGACUUUGUAUCAACUCGACUCAAAGGGUGAUACCUUGAUGGCCAUCCAUUGCUUGCUGGAAGACUUCUUUGAGCUCCGUCUCACUGUUCGACAUCACUGGAAAAUCUUCAUGGACAGGAAAGGAGCCUUCGCCGACCUGAUGUCCACUGCCGCGAUGACACAGUGUGCAAACGAGAUUGCUUGUACACUUGCACGUGAUUUCACGGAGAAGUUUCCAGACAUCAAAUCCAUGGAUGAGAUUUUGAUGUUGCUAGUUGAGCCAGAAGUGAAAGGAGGCCUGCAAAUUCCUGCUGAGCCUAUGACAGGAACAGAAGAUCAGCAAGCAACACCAAUAACCGACACAUCAGCCCCACGACAGACGGAGCAUCACAAGUUGGCCGCGGGUAUACUCCAGCACACCUACCUCAAGGCGUUCCGGUUUGCGGAGGACUCAAGUAAGCUUGACGGGAUGCAGGACUGUCUGCGCAUCAACUUCGCUGAAGCCUCGGACGAGUUCAAAGAGUAUAAGCGUCGGGGUGAUGAGCUCACGACUCCGCUGGACAGGCUUGAGGGAUGCUUGCGCACUCUCAAGACCAUACAACCAAAAGCAGGUGUCGGCAGACAGAUGCUAUUCCCUGACGCCGAUAGCUUCACCCGCAUUUGGUAUGACGCUCUCGCUACGGAAGCUAGUGGCAUAAAGCCUGGUGUUGAGCAAGUCAUGGUAACACAGAUGUUUCUGGACGUUCUGAUAGCAACGCAUCUCCAGGAUGGCGGCUCAUGGUUUAGUAGCCGACUCGAUGAAGUUUUCGAAUUGCUUUUCGACACGGAUGUGGCUCUUCUCGACUUGUACAAAAUGCCUCGUCCUAAGGAUGUGACAGCAGAUAGCCUUCAUCUUUGGGCAUGGCCACACACCCCAGGCAUAGCUGCUGCACAGCCUCGAGACGCCGGCGAUUUCAUGAGCUUAUAUCUCUUGCUCAACCCCGUCUGGGCUGGGCUUCGACUACUCUACCGUGUUAUCGGGGUCAAGCUGCAAGAAACGGACCAAGAACUUGUGCAGGGGUCAAUCUCUUCGGCUGCACAUCUCCAAAAUGCGCUCUUGCAGCUCCGCCAUUCCAACGAUCCGACUAAAGCAAUUCUUGAGAAUGGAUGGGAGAUGCUCGAUACAGCGAUGACACAUUUUGAGAAGAAGAAGAUCUUUUGUGCAUCAGACGUACCAAAGACUGUAAAAGACUGCGCCGCACGAGCUCGGCUAGCAAUGGGUGCCAAAGCUCAUGACUUUGCGAGGAACAGGCGCCGCCUAGACAGAGAUACACGAUCCUUGAAGCCGCGUUCUAUUGAUCUUUCAAUCUCCAUGCUACGCGCCAUCAUGUACAAUUACCAGCACCAGGAAACCAUGGGCGGGUCGAUGAUCAAUGCCUACGGAAGUCGCAUCGUACAAGCAAUGGAUGGUACAUUAUCCACCAUCGAGCACAUGCAAGUUGACUUCAGAAGAUCGAAUCCAGAGAACUACCUGGGGAUAUUCCGCAUGUUUCUGUCGCUCGAUCUAGCUAACUGUAUGUUCAAUUACGCCAAGUCGGCGAGAUUGUGCUCGCAGAUGCUUCGGGAAGCAUCGAAUGUACUGCAAGGAGAGUGCGGCAAUCGGCAUCCUUGGCUUCUCCCGGUCGACUUACUGGAAGUAGAAAAGGCUGCACUACACGCGGCUAGAAAGGAUAUAGACACUGGCCUGGUAGUUUCGAAACACAUGGAGUGUAUAGCAGAGAUUUUCGUCAAGUACAAGGAUCAGUAUGGGGGUUUUGCAGAGGAGCUGGAAGAACGGCGCCGUACCGCAUCUACCGCCGCCCUCUUUACCGCCGCCGUCCCACUUCUCAUCUCGCGUCUCAUCAUGAGGUCACCAGUCAACAUCAAGAACUGGAGUCCCUUCAAGAUCGAUGCGCUCGGUAUCGUAACGCUUCUGGGUGCCGACGCGGUCCGCAAGUCCCUUGGCCGCCUCGUCCACUCACCUUUCGAAUAUCUUCCUCUCCUCGCUGGUCACAUCUUCGCCGAUAACUCAGUCAUGGAACCGAUUCCAGGCUUUGAACUAUACAACAUCACCGAAGGCAUUAAGGCAACUGAUCUAAGCGCUUGGUUUACACGCUGGCUAUCGUGUCAGAAGCUGUCAUACAACUCUACGCGGCUUGAGAUUCAAUCUGAUCAUCGUGUUCCUAGACAUCCGGCUGAGCAGUGGGUUGGAUUUUGGUUAGCUUUCUUAGUGAACGCUUUCUUGGUCAUCUGGCCGAUGCUGAUACAAGACUGGUAUGGUCUCGCUGCUUCACUCAGUCUUGUCGCUCUGGUUUAUGUUCGAGCCUGCAUUCUCGUCGACUUCCGCGAUAGCAUCGACGAGGCUGUCAAGCAGUUGGACAAUCAGGCGACAAAAAAGAAAGAAGUCAAGCUCUUCAUCACCGUGCCAAACGGUAAGCGUCUGACUGUCAUUACCACGACUGGCAUCGCGCAAGAUGUUCUGCUCACCGAAGCUCGCCCAGCCUCCGAGAAACUCCACCUGGUCAGCCGUGCUAUCUGCUGGCUAGCUUUCGGUGUCCACGCUGUCACGCUAGGCAUGGCCUGCCUUGCCGUCCAACUCCUGAUCAUCACAAUCACACUGGUUUCGUCUGUCGCGAUGAUACAGGGCUGGUUUUCGGAAGGGUCGAACAGUGAUGAAACCUGCAUUGGUAACCGUCUGUCCAUUACCCAGAGCCACGACGGGAGCGCUGGUACCAACGCUAGCCAGUAUGUAUGUCUUGAGAUGACCGAAGCGGAGGAGCAGAACAUGGUCGCGUGGUCUUUCUUUCCGACUCAGCACAACAAGCUUUGGCUACCGACGUAUGAGAAGUUCAAGGAGGACUUCAAGGCGACACGUGAUCCCAAGAUAUUGGGAUCAUGGAAGAAGCGUAUGCAACUAGCGCAUGCGAACGCCAAUGCUGGGCAGCAAACACAGUAA
This is a messenger RNA of Alternaria triticimaculans, 3606 nucleotides long. RefSeq lists its product as uncharacterized. The record is from RefSeq and is a predicted model, not a curated record. NCBI's taxonomy places the organism in Eukaryota, Fungi, Ascomycota, Dothideomycetes, Pleosporales, Pleosporaceae. Bases 1 to 3606 code for a protein of 1201 amino acids. The transcript is spliced from 2 exons.